Eutrema salsugineum is the source of this 1516-nucleotide messenger RNA. RefSeq names its product alpha-(1,4)-fucosyltransferase. The record is from RefSeq and is a predicted model, not a curated record. The transcript has 3 exons. Gene Ontology annotation, cellular component: membrane. Gene Ontology annotation, molecular function: alpha-(1->3)-fucosyltransferase activity. Bases 132 to 1361 code for a protein of 409 amino acids. Lineage: Eukaryota; Viridiplantae; Streptophyta; Magnoliopsida; Brassicales; Brassicaceae.
UAACGGGGACCCAGUAGAGAGAAACUGUUUACGCAUUGAAGUGAAUGAAGAAAAGCCGUUCUACCGUUGGCCGGACUUUCUCCUCCGGCGUCGAGGAUCUCUGUGGUUGAGAGAGGAAUCAAUCACACACCAUGCCAAUGAGGCACCUCAACGCCAUGGCGGCUUUACUCAUGAUGUUCUUUACUCUCUUGAUUCUCUCUUUCACUGGCAUUCUAGAAUUCCCGUCUGCCUCCACUUCGAUUCCACAUCCGAUAGACCCGGAACGGAAAUUACCUGAUUCCGACGCCGCGGUAUCAUCGGAUCCAUUCAGCGAUGUCUUCGUGGCUUUUAGAAAAUGGGACUCGCGAGUGGGUUGUGCUCCGUUCAGGGAGAAUCAUAAGGAUUCGAUUCGGGUUAAUGUUAGUUCGGGUUCUCUACAAGAAUUCGGCGGCGUGUCGGGUUGUGGUAAGCUUAAGAUGAAGCACGUUAGGGUUUUGGUGAAAGGGUGGACUUGGAUUCCGGAUAAUUUGGAAAAUCUAUACUCUUGUCGAUGUGGGAUGACUUGUUUGUGGACCAAAUCACCGGUUCUGGCUGAUUCACCUGAUGCUCUGUUGUUCGAGACGACAACUCCUCCGCUACAGAGACGUGUUGGAGAUCCUCUCCGUGUGUACAUGGAGCUAGAGGCCGGAAGAAAACGUUCAGGCCGUGAAGAUAUAUUCAUAAGCUACCAUGCCAAAGAUGAUGUCCAGACAACUUACGCGGGUGCUCUCUUUCAUAAUAACAGAAACUAUCAUAUCUCUGCACAUAAAAACAAUGAUGUUCUGCUGUAUUGGUCUUCUUCUAGAUGCCUUCCUCACAGAGACCGCCUCGCCAAAAGCCUCCUAGAUCUGAUUCCACACCAUUCCUUUGGCAAGUGUCUAAACAAUGUCGGUGGCUUGAACUCAGCACUCUCCAUGUAUCCAGAAUGUGUCGCCGAGUCCAACGCCGAGCCAAAAUGGUAUGACCAUCUCCACUGCGCUAUGUCACACUACAAAUUCGUCCUUGCAAUCGAAAACACAGCCACUGAGUCGUACGUGACCGAGAAGCUUUUCUAUGCGCUAGACUCUGGCUCUGUUCCGAUCUAUUUCGGAGCCUCUAACGUUCAAGACUUUGUCCCGCCUCAUUCCGUGAUAGACGGUAGCAAAUUCGGUUCUGUGAAGGAAUUGGCAGCGUACGUGAAGCUGCUCGCUGAUGAUCCCGUGGCUUACUCCGAGUAUCACGCGUGGAGACGGUGUGGAGUAAUGGGGAACUAUGGGAAAACUCGUGCGGUGAGUCUCGAUACGUUGCCGUGUCGGCUUUGCGAAGAGAUUAGCAGAAGAGGAGGGAAGAACUCUGGAGCUUAACGAGUCACCGGUUGUGUCGGAUUGUUAUAUUCAGAGUUGUUUUAUGUUAAUGUGAUUUCAUAACAUGUAUCUGUUGUAUGACAAGUUUUUUUGUCCUCUAUAGUCUCACACCAGAAAGUAAAUUCAUUACAAAUCAUGUGAUUAAGGGACAAAAA